AAAACUGCAUGGUGAAGGCUAUAUCAUUAUAAUGAAAUGGUCAAGGUCGAAUAAUUAAUAAUAUUAUAUGCGAAGUUGAAAAUAUAUGAACCUACGCAAAAUGAAUUAGCCACUGCAACAUUUAAGUAAUAUAAUUCCCUGCAGGAGCCGCGCAGUCAGCGCGGUGCGAUUCGAGGUAUAAGCAAUGUUAUGCAGAACAGUUGCCAGGGUUACCGCCCACGUAAAAUUCCAAUUUUCACACCUGGAGUUUCGAAAAAAUCCAGUAGUUGACCUGCCGUCAUCGUCUCGCACUAUUGCCGAUGCGCAGAAAAUUUGUUCGCUUGGCAAUCAACAACAAUUACUAUGGCUGAAAAGGACGAUAGUGCCUGGGUCUUCGACUCCCUGGUGGGUUUUCUUCAAGGUCCUAUCUGGUCGGCGCCGCUGCUCACCUUUAUCGAGGAAAAAUCGCUAAUAUUCGAGCCCGAAACCUUGGAUAGCAAGGGAUAUCGUGAAAUUUAUCAGGAAUACAAAAAUCUGGUGGAUCUGCUUUUGGGAUGUUACAUGGAAGACAUGGGCAUUACGCCGGAACAAUUCGAACGAGCUUGCACUUUGAACAAAAGCACCCGAGUCUCCGUACAGUUCCAACAGAUAAACGCUGAAAAUUUUCAGAGUCUCUUCGAGCAAAUAUGGGCCGCUAACGAAUAUGAAGUCUUCAAGAGAAUGAUGAUCCAGAAGAAUCUAGAGCUUCAGCUGCAAGCAUUGAAGAUGAUCGAGCAGAAGUACGGUUUGACGCCAGCUUCUCUCACCCAAGGCGCCGGUAAAUUUCUCGAUGACGAGCUACCUAUGGAGGAGCUUCUUCAAAAGGAAACUCAAGUCAGCGAUGUAAAGCAGGAAAUCGAUGUAGAUGUGGAUAGAGAUGAAAAUGCUAUUCGUCAGGAGCACGAGCGACUGGCAACAGAGUACAGAAAUGAGAGCGCGUUACUCAAGGAGGCGUUGAAAAAGUCGACCGAUACCGCGCCGACCAUCCUCGAGGAAGACGAGCAGGAGACAGAAUUUAAUGGGGAGUCCGACGAGGAAACAGAUCAAGAACGAGCCGCCAGACUGGUUCCCACAAAAGCCGAUUUUAGCAUUAAGCCUAAAGAGGAGGCAAGAGAAGAGGAUAUCCGCAAGCGUCAGCUCUAUCUCAAGGCCCAGCGCGACAAACUCGUAGCUCUGAAGAAACAAGCACGCAGUCAGAAGCUCGAAGCGGAUAGUCCGUCAGUCCCGCAGGCCAGGCCAAGCUCGGCUCGCGUUGUUGCUGAAGCGACGAUCGACGGCAAGAAAGAUGAGCUGAUCGCCCAUCAACAGCAGGCUAUCGACGCCUCGAUUCUCCAGGUGCGCAAGGCUCUCGCAGCUAGACUUAAAGCUGAAGUUGUGCAGAAAUAGUCAACCGCGUUAAAUUAAAGAAAGAUAUAACGUAAUGAUAAUAGUCAUCAGAGAGAAGACUCAGUGUAUUUUUUUUCUGUCUGUAUUUCUUUCCUUUUCCUGCUUCAAUUAUUUCGCAUUAUAUUUAAAUUUCUUUUGUCGCGUCCUUGCCAUUUCUCUUUGUCUACGCCCUUUGUUUAUAAUAAUUCUUUGUAAAAUGUUUCACUUAUAAUUAGGUUGUUGUGUAUUGACGUCCUUAUACAAAUAAUAUCAGCAUUAUGGAGAGUACUAUUUCUUGUUCAGCAUUAUAAAACUUUGAAAUAAAUAAUGCCCCUGGUUGAAAAACUGAGAGACCAGAUGUAUUUUGUUUCCAUAUAGAUUGAUCCAUAAGUUUGCGUGAGCAUGUUCGUGUCGUGGUUUCGCAGAAUCGUCAAUGUUUAGACCGUGUUUUCUAAUUUUAAAUUUUAUUUAAUUAAAUAUUCAUCUCACUUCUACAACGCACACAUAACCGCAGGUGACAUUCAUUCUCAUCCUUCAGCACACGUUAAAUUUUAUUUUCUCCGUCAAUUUCAUAGACUCCACUUGGACAAGCUGAAAUUCAUAGCAGAAAACCAAAAAACUUUAUGAAAGAAUUUUUUCAAGUCCUUUGCUCUUAUUAUUAGAUUCAACAUUUCAACACGUGGUAGGAACUGAAGUAUUAUUUUGCGCUCUUCAUAUUUUCAUACGUUGCAAUCUAAUUUUUUUUUUAUCAAUCAAACUUUGAAUUGAAAUCUGAAAUCUUUAAUAAAUCGUAUACUUCGAGCGAGUCAAUUUUGACACUAUCAUAUUUUUAUUUUUCACAUUUCUUAAGAUGUAACAACUCUUGAUACGUUAUGAAAAUGAGAGUUCUGCUAUAAUCAUCUCGUUUUUGCCUUUCAAGCAUACUCAGAACAUUCGUCUCCGAACAUAAAAUGCAAAACAUUCACUCUAUUCUCUUUAUCACUUUUACAACUCAUGCACACCUAUCGAAUUUUGUUUAUGUUUUGAAGCAUACAUGCCAGAGACCAUAGAAUACGGAUGCUUUCGAUAAUAAUUUUUGUUAUAUAUUUUCGCGUUUCUUGUCAUCCAUAUAAAAGGUGAGCCAAGGAAAAAUUGUCACGGUGUUCUUGGUAUAUAAAGUAAAAGGGAUAAUAUUGAUCAUAUGUGGUAUUUUACAUGUUGUUUUUUUCCUUUAGCUUCUCUACGUCGAUGCGGCAGAGCUAAAAAAGUAUUUCAGACAGUGGCUUUCGCCGUCUUAUAAUUAACGCGAAAUGCUUCGGAAGCUUAUUUUCUACAAUUUAAUAAAAUGUUUCUUUCGCUCUCACUCUCUCACGUUUUUUGUUUUGACUUUCGCAUCUUGUGACUCUGAAUGUUAAUUAAAGAAAACAUUCAAACAAUGGCGAUGAAAGAUAUCCAUUCCUAAUGGGCUAGGAAUUUUUAGGACAUUUUAUUUACAAUAUGUAGUGUAUAAAGCAUACCAACACUGAAGCAUCAAAUUUUAUAAUUCUGAUGUAUGUAUAAAGAAGUAGAAGGUCCGAAACACUCCGCGUAUUACAUUAUUACACAUUAAAUUCAGUAUAUGUACUCCGAGUAGCAUUCAAAAACUACACAUUGAAGUUCAAAUUAUACGGCUUGAACCUUUUAGUACAUUCGUCACUUUUCCUUAUCUUCUUGCAUUCAUCGCACCCAGCAUAACGAUGUAGCCCUAAUAAAAAUUUUCUUUAUUUACCACAGAGGUGGGCAAAAUGCUGUAUUUCAAUACAGAAUACAAAUAUAACUUUAUGUAUUAAAAUACAGAUUAUCAAACAUACAUUUUCUUUUGAAUAAUUUCGUUACACAUAUAAUAUUUUUUUCAUCUGUAUACGUUACAAUGGUCACUCAGACUUAUCUAUAUAUGUAUUUAUAUAUAUAUAUAUGUAUGUAUGUAUGUAUGUAUGUAUGCAUGAUAUCCAAAUAAGCAAAAUGUCAAUCGUUCAAUAACAAUAGUUCACUUUUUAUUUCUAUGCAAAUAGAAUUUACAAUUUAUAAAAUUCUCAAAUAAUUUGUAUACCGCACUUGUAUAAAUUUGCUUGAUGAUUUAUAUGAAAGUAAUUAAGUACACGCGAUAAAAUGUGCUGCCCACCUCUGCCUGUGACAAUAUAGCAAAUCGAUCGUUAUUCAUCUAAUCAACUUGCACCUGUUUCCCACACGUCGCACGAGUUAAUUGAAGAUUCCUUCGAUCUUCAAUUCUGCGCUAAUCUGGAAAUAUUAAAGCAGGGCACCUCAGUAAAAAAAAAAAAAAAAAA
Nasonia vitripennis (jewel wasp) is the source of this 3686-nucleotide messenger RNA. RefSeq names its product cilia- and flagella-associated protein 36. The transcript has 6 exons. Gene Ontology annotation, cellular component: axoneme; ciliary base. The record is from RefSeq and is a predicted model, not a curated record. The coding region runs from base 343 to 1404 and encodes 353 amino acids. NCBI's taxonomy places the organism in Eukaryota, Metazoa, Arthropoda, Insecta, Hymenoptera, Pteromalidae.